AUGAAGCUUUGGAUAUUAGAACUUAAAAUGAGGAAACAUUCACAUGUAUAUGAUUCACAAAACUCCAAAGAAUUUCAAUACAGUGUAUCUGUUAAUUCUUCGAAAUCGGACUCAUCUGCACCAAUAUUUCAUGAAUGUUUUUCUUCAGUUGAACAGUUGUCUGGACCUGUGUCUAAACUGAACGAAAUAAUUCAAGACCUUAUUGACUAUAAAAACGAUGCUGAAUUUGCGGCUAUGACUGCUUCAGAUUUGGCUAAACGUCUUCGCUCUAACAUAUCUGCCGAUGAGGCAUUUCAAGUUGUAUCAUAUAUCCAUAAAUUUGCACGUUAUCAAGCUGCGCGUUGUGGAUUGGUGAAUUGUUCUGAGCUUGUUCGAGCUAUUAUUCACAUUCUUCAGACAACUAAGAAUGUUGACCUACAAUCUGAAGCUGCAUUGACACUUCAAUUGUUAACUAAAGCUUUAACUGGUGCUAAAUUAGCCUGUGAAGAGAUUGGUAUUCCACAAUUAGUUGAAAUGUUAAGGCAUCCAUCCGAAGUGAUGUAUACAACUGCUCUUUAUGUAUUAAAUCAAUUAUUAUGGCAUUUACCAAAUUAUUCACGUCCAGAAUUUCGACAAUGUAAUGGUCAACUAAAUCUUAUUUAUUUACUUGAAGCAAAUCGUUUGGAUGAUUCAAAUUGGUUAUUAAUUUGUUUAGAUACAUUACGUAUGGCAGUUUAUGAAAGUAGUGAAACAAAGCUUUCCAUUACAUCAACUAAUAUCUAUCAAAUUAUUGUACAUCUUUUGAGAACAUAUCCAACUAAUAUGAAAAUAGCUUAUAAUAUAGCAAGAUUAAUCAAAGUUUUAAGUGUAUGCAAUGAAAAUAAACUAAAAUUAGUUGAAGCUGGCACUGUAGAGGCAUUAACUCCAUUAUUAAAUUGUACUAAUGAAAUAUUACAAUUAGAAACAUUAUGGGGAUUACGUAAUAUUAGUGAUCAAGCUUAUCAUUUAUUGGCUACAAAAAAUCUGAUCCCAAUAUUGAUUAAUUUAUUAGCUAGUAAAAAUGAACAUAUCUCUAUUUGUUCCGCUGGUUGUUUAUGUAAUUUAACUUGUCAAAAUGUACAAAAUAAAAGUUUACUUGUUGAAAAAGGUGGUGUAAAAGUGCUCUGUAGACUUUUAUGUUUAAAUUCAGAACGUCAAGAGAUUGCAGAACCAAUUUGUUCAGCUUUAAGGCAUGUAACUCAUCGAAAUCCUCAUUCUAAUUCAGCAAUUUAUGAGGUACGUACCAGUGACACUUUGUCAACUAUUGCUUCCUUAUUCCUGAAAUAUCAAUUUGUAUCCGCCUUACCUUUAUUAAAAUCUGUUGUUGGUCUUAUUCGAAAUUUAUCUACUGUGGAAGUGACACGUCAUGAACUUAAAGAUUUAAAUGUACCAGGAAUGGUAGCAAAUAUUUUCUUACAAACAUUUAAUUCAUUGAAUAAGACCAAUAGACAACAAUAUCAUGGUAUCACUGAAGAAGAAUCGAAUAAUUAUUUAGAAGGUGUAAAUCUUGAAGAUAUGCUAGAAUUAACAUUGGCCGCAUUACAGAUUAUGGCUAAAGAUCAAUCUAUUCAAGAAGAAUUCAUUCAUACAGCAGGUUUAGUUUCAUCUGUUGUACAAUUAGUAUAUUCCCCAUCUGUAUGUUUACAACGUGCUUCAACUGCUUUCUUAAGUCAGUUGUCAACAUCUCGUUCUGGAUGUCAAGCAAUUGAAAAUGAAGGAGCUUGUCCUCGAUUUACCGAACUAAUUCAGUCGAAUAAUGAAUAUAUUGCUGCGUAUACUGCAGCAAUCUUACAUCGUAUUGCUCAAGAUAAACCUGAAGCUUAUAGACGUCGAUUAUCAUUGGAAUUACGUCAAUCACUUUUUGAUGGUGGACUACUCAAUGAUCCAAAUGAAAUAGAUCCAUAUAAUUCAAGUCCAUCAAAACUAAUUGAUGGUAUACCACCAAAUGAUAAUUCACCUCAUAUUACUGAUCGAAGAUCAAGAAAUUUAUCCGAUUCAAGUUUAAGACAACGUUCGAAAUAG
Molecule: messenger RNA, 2040 nt
Organism: Schistosoma guineensis
Lineage: Eukaryota; Metazoa; Platyhelminthes; Trematoda; Strigeidida; Schistosomatidae
Source: the annotation of a GenBank genome assembly